AUGGUCGCUUUGGCAGAUUCUUCUCAUGUAUCUGUUAUUUCAGCAGUCCAAAAUUGCAACAGAUGGACUCCACCUCCUCGCGGUAUGUAUAAAGCGAAUUGUGAUGCUAGCUUUGCCUCCAAAGGCAAGAAGACUUCCUUGGCAGUGAUCUUGCGGGAUUGGACAGGUCAAUUUAUAGAUGGUGUUGUCUCCACAGUCCACACAUCUUCAGUCACUCAAGGCGAAGCUCGCGCCAUCUGGUUAGCAUGUAUGUUUCUCCAGGCUCUUGGACUCUCAAAUGUCCAGGUGGAAAGUGAUUGCAAAUCAGUUAUUGACUUAUGUGUCUCUAAACUGGUUCCUCCAUGGGAGUGCCUUGCAUACGUAUCUGACAUUCGGUCCAUGGGCCAAGCUUCCUCCUUUUCUUUCUCAUGGGUGCCUACAAUAGCUAAUUCUGUGACCCAUUGGCUUGCCUCCUCAAAAUUGCAAGAUGUUCUCCCUUUAGAUUGGAUUAGGAAUCCCCCUCUGUAUUUGAGGAACUUGCUUGUAUCUAAUUCUCUUGUUACUUGA
Molecule: messenger RNA, 546 nt
Organism: Camellia sinensis
Lineage: Eukaryota; Viridiplantae; Streptophyta; Magnoliopsida; Ericales; Theaceae
Source: RefSeq, a predicted model, not a curated record